AUGGUACGUCCAACACAACAAUUCAGUCGCCAUCAUGAUAAACGAUAUAACCACAAGCAUCAACACCAAUAUUCAUAUCCACUAACGUUUUAUCUAGAUAUGAGUGUACUACCCACUCGAAAAUAUAGACGGCCUCGUACACAACGUUUAACAACUUCAAAUUUUCAAGAUGAUAUGUUGAAGUUACAUAAUGAUUAUCGUGCACGUCAUUGUAUACGACCACUCAGUAUAAGUCAACGAUUAAGUCGAAUUGCUCAAUCACAUGCGGAAUAUUUAGCAGCGACAUCAAAAUUCGAACAUAGUGGACAUACUCUUGGUGAUGAAUACGUAGGAGAAAAUCUGCAUAUGGAAUGGAUAUAUCAAGGUAAAACAAAACCUUCUGCAAAAUUAGUAGCAAAAAGUUGGUAUGAUGAAAUAGCACUGCAUGAUUUUGAAAAUCCAACUUUUUUGCAAGAAACUGCUCAUUUUACACAAAUGGUAUGGAAAUCAACAAGAAAAUUGGGUGUUGGAUUUGCUUACUCACCCGAUCAAACUGAACUUUAUGUUGUAGCAAAUUAUUAUCCAGCUGGAAAUAUUGAAGAUCCAGGAUUUUUUGAAGCAAAUGUUUUACCACCGACUUGUUAA
This is a messenger RNA of Rotaria sp. Silwood2, 624 nucleotides long. Lineage: Eukaryota; Metazoa; Rotifera; Eurotatoria; Philodinida; Philodinidae. The record is from the annotation of a GenBank genome assembly.